CCUUUCCUCCCAAAGCAGCACUCUUGGACGGCAAUUAGCUGGCCAUACUUGUGCGCGCAGUGGGUUCUUAAGCUGGUGAUGGGAUCCCAGCACCCAUCGCCAAUCUCACAAACACCAACAAGAUGCACGACCUCAAACCGCUCAUUCUCCCAAAGCUCGUAGCAGCCCGCAAAUCUUCCAAAAGCUCUCUCACCAUGUCUGACGAGCCCACUUCGUCCGUCUAUUCAAACACAGAUUCUGGCUUCUACUCGGCUUCGGAAUGCUCCACUCCGCCCACGCCAAGUUACCACUCGCGUGGGCACCUUCGCUUCCCCAGCUCCGUCUCAUCACUCUCGUCGAGCCCGCCCACCCACGAACCCAUUGAACCGCCCAAUAGCUCUGGAAAGCUGCCUAAGCUUACUGAGGAGCCUAUCGAGCGCGAAUAUGACUACCCUAGCACGGAUCCUUGUCGCUGCUCCUGCGAUGUUUAUAUUGAUGGCCACACACAGGAUUGCCGUAUAGCCAGAGCUUAUGACCUAGAAGACGAAUAUUUCCCCCAUUGCGAUUCGGAACUACGCCAAGCUAAGCGACGACGGUCCCUAGAGGCAUCCGCUCAUAGCAUCGCCGGCAAGCUCGAGAGGCGCUUUCCCUCGCUCUCGCGUAAAGUAAGAGACCGCAGCUCAACCCUCAGCAAGGUAUCGCGAAGCGCAACCCCGUCAAGAGUCCCGUCCACGCGUUCGUCAUCACUUGCUGGCUCCAUCCACCAUGUUUCCACCAUCGAUCUCUCCGAGGAAGUCUCCUCGCCGAUUUCCACGCCUGCCCUCGCAAGCAGAGAACAGCUAGACGACAACUCACCUACACCCAUGGCGAUUGAUGUCGAGAAGGCCAAUGCUAUGAACAUCAGUGUAGAAGAGGUCGAUGCCGAGCGACGAUAUGCUACCACUCCUCUGCUGCCUCCACUACUAGUCAACUGUCGCAACGACGACUUGCCAGCAUCAUCGCCACUUCAGUCACCCACUGUUGCCGAUUCAACGCAGUCUCUACUCCCAACACCCAUUGGUACUCCUACAGUGCGCGGCUACCCUACUCCACCUCUGUCAUCAAAACCAUCAAUCGCAUCCAUCAAAGGGUCGAGGACCGGUUAUGUGGUGUCAUCCACCGAUAUACCACCCAUGAUGCUCGCCGACCCGAACGACAAAUGGGCCAACUUGUUGGGUCAUGCCAACUUCACCAUCCUUCCUGAGCCCUAUGUACCUCAAGUGUGCAAUGCUGCCACAGUCACACAGCAUUUUGAUGAUUGGGAGCAAGCGCAGCACAAUUACGCAAAGCAUCAAGUGCGGACCGCGGAGCACUACGGCGUCACUUCGAAGCACUAUCUGCUCACUGAACAGAAAUGGGCAGAGAUUCACGCCGAGUGGAAGAAGAACUACGAUCUAGCAAAGUCGCACGCAGCGGCCAUCGGCCAAGAGCUAGCACCAACUUCGCCUACCGAGCCAGGACCUCUCAGUACGAUGCCCACACUUAAUGACCCAAAGAGUGAGGGCAAGUUUCCAAAGCUAGGAGACGAAGACAUCGUGGGCCCUAUGCAACAAGCCGCAGCACUACUUCCCCAAACACCGUCACGCAAGCGUGCGUUUUUCAAGUUCCUUAGCGACUUGUUCGUUCCACGGGCUGGCACAGUUCGAGGCCUCUAGACCCCGGGUUUGCGCGCCCCUUCCUCUUCUUUCUUGUCCAUAUUUGUGUGUCAUUAAUACCCAUUGUUGCACGAUUGUACUACUGCUUCGCUUUGCAUGCGCUAAGGGGGUUUUACGAAAGUUUGACUGUAUGACCAUAUUGGCUCCAUCAUUCGAGCCACGGUCACUUGUUCGAUUCAAAUAUUUACGAAUUUC
Molecule: messenger RNA, 1868 nt
Organism: Cucurbitaria berberidis CBS 394.84
Lineage: Eukaryota; Fungi; Ascomycota; Dothideomycetes; Pleosporales; Cucurbitariaceae
Exons: 2
Coding region: 123-1673 (516 amino acids)
Source: RefSeq, a predicted model, not a curated record